CCCCCCUCCCUUCCUCUAGCCAUGCCCGCUACACGCGUUCAGGCUGGAAACAGCAGCUACGAUGACCAGCCAGAAGAGUACAUCUCGAUGGAGCAGUUCCGCCAGAGCAUGCGGCUCGUGAGGCUGCAGAUUGCUGUUCCCAUCUCUGUGCUCAUCUCGCUCGGGACAAGCCUCGUCUGUUCCUUCGUCGUCAAACCGGGCCUUGGCGGUGUCAACAGGCUCUUCCCUACUCUUGUGUCGCCCAAGACAUCGCUAAUUGGGCUGUACUGGGCUGUGCUCUACGGCCUCCAAGUCGGCCUCGCUCUCCUCGUUAUCAUCGCUCAGAGCGACCGCACCAAGGCCGCACUGAUUCACGGCGUCGGGUUACGCUUCGCCGUCAUCAACUGGCUCAUGGCGGCUUGGGCGGUCGCCUGGAGCCUCCAGUUCUUUAUCGUGGCAGAGUGCCUCAUCCUCGCUGCUCUCCUCCUGAUAAUCACCAUUCACAUCACCAUGCUUCCUUACCCCGUUCAGUUCAGACAUCCCUUCGACGCCCUGUUCAUCCACGCCACGGUCAGCCUCUACUUCGCCGUCCUGUUCGAGCUCAUGUGGAUCCACGGCGGCUUUGUCGCGCUCGGAUGGAUUGUCACGGACUCGCACCGCUGGGAGCGUUGGACCUGGCAAGCUGUUGGUGCGAUCACCGGUGUCAACGUCAUGACCGCCAUCUACGAAGCCGCCACCAGGCAAUCCCUCCUUGUUGUCGCUUCCGAGUACCUCCUUGUCACGCUGCUCUUAUCGGCACCCAAGUCGGAGCCGCGGGCGCCGAACGAGUCUCCUCCCAAGCCCACCCCCCUGCUUAUGGCGCUCUUUUUCUGUCUGGCGCUGCACCCCAUCGCCAUAACCAUCGGUGCUUGGUCCAAGAAGACGGCCGAUCUCGAGGGACGUAUCCGUCUGGAGCAGGAAGCCGAGGCAGCUCAAGAGGCUGCCGAGGAGGCAGCCGCCGAGAACCCCUCCCACCACAGGGUCGCUGCCGCUGAGGAAGCUGCUCAGCAUCGCGCCGCUGCUUCCGAUGCCGCCGCGAAUGUCUAAGGACAGGCGAGAGUGGAGCCAGGGACGGAAGGAGCAGUAAUUUAGUAGACCUAAUGCGAAGCGAGCGAUGCAGGUG
Messenger RNA from Vanrija pseudolonga, 1141 nucleotides. RefSeq lists its product as uncharacterized. The coding region runs from base 22 to 1065 and encodes 347 amino acids. Lineage: Eukaryota; Fungi; Basidiomycota; Tremellomycetes; Trichosporonales; Trichosporonaceae. The record is from RefSeq and is a predicted model, not a curated record. The transcript has 8 exons.